AUGUCAGGAGUAACGACACCGACAACAUUACCCGAGUCGCUCGACGAAGCAACGACGGGCGCUUCUAGUGCACCUUCGCGACAACAGUCUAGCCCACCCACUUCACCUGCGACGAAAUCCGAGUCCGAAGAUGUGAUAAUGAAAGGAACUGAGAAGGAGAGUGAGCUGGAGAAAACUGCUGUUACGGAGGGAGAGGGAGAGGGUGAUGAAGAUGAGGAUACGGAGGGUAUGGAUAUGAAGGCUAGAGCGUUGACGAAGUUACUUCAGACCAGUUCCGUCUUCGUGGCCAUCAUGUCCGACAAGAUGAAAGCACAGCAAAAACAACAGCAAGAGGCGGCAAAGAAAGCCGCCGCUAAAAAACAGACCGCAGCAGCAGCCAAGGAAGCUCCUGAAUCGACAACCGGGCGACGCAGUUCUCGGCUGAAAACCGGUGAAAAGGAGGAAGCCACUGAUCAGAAGCAAUCGAAGAAGGCUACCGCGAAAAAGGGUGCAAAAAAGAAUGCCGCUAACGGCAAAAAUAUCUCAAGCUAUUUCAAGAAAGCCGAUGUUGAAGUCAGCGGGGACAAUCCCAGCGUACAGGAAGCAUUGAGGCAGGCAGCGGAUGACUUGGAAGCGAAGCCAUCAGCGCUCGGUGAACAGGAAGGUCUCGUUGCUACGGAGCAACCUUCAUUAGUCACGGGCGGGAAAAUGCGCGAGUAUCAAUUGGAGGGCUUGGAGUGGAUGAAGUCACUCUGGAUCAAUGGAUUGUGUGGUAUCCUUGCUGAUGAAAUGGGUCUCGGCAAGACUAUUCAGACGAUCUCGCUUAUUGCGUUUUUCAAAGAGAACAACAUCUCUGGUCCGUUUCUGAUCGCGGCACCGUUGAGCACAGUCAGCAAUUGGGUUGAUGAAUUUCAGAGGUGGACUCCUAGUAUUAAAACAGUCUUGUAUCAUGGAUCUAAGCCUGAGCGUGCCGAACUGCGGAAACAGAUGAAGCUAAAGGAUCAGAAAGAGGCUGAUUUCCCUGUCGUAUGCACGUCGUACGAGAUUUGUAUGAAUGAUCGUGCCUUUCUUGGACAGUUUUCAUGGAAGUAUAUCGUUGUGGAUGAGGGUCACCGUCUGAAGAACAUGAACUGCAAAUUAAUUAAAGAGCUUCUCACUUACCACUCUGCAAACCGAUUGCUUAUUACUGGAACACCAUUACAAAACAACAUUUCCGAGCUAUGGUCACUAUUACACUUCUUGCUCCCUGAGAUAUUCAACGACCUAGACAGCUUUGAGAGCUGGUUCGACUUUUCUUCUGUUUUGGACAAUAAUGGUCAGAGAGACGUGAUUGAGAGGCGCAAACGCAACCUCGUCACUACCAUGCAUUCUAUUCUCAAACCGUUUCUACUGCGCCGAGUCAAGACCGACGUCGAGACUAGUCUGCCUAAGAAAAGAGAGUACAUUCUAUAUGCUCCACUGACAUCAGAGCAGAAGGAACUAUAUAGAGAGAUCCUGAGUGGUACGGGCCGCCAGUACUUGGAGAACAGGGCCAUCGAACGUAUCGAGGCUCGAAGCGGACGAGUAUCCCGCUCGACGAGUCUCAAAAGAAAGGCCGAUGAUAGCGGAUCAAUGACUCCUUCCGGCAAGAGCGUAAAAUCAACUCGGUCUUCAACACCAGGCAGUGUUAGCGGCCGAACGCGAAAGGGCCGUCAAAGUUACAGAGAGAUUGGCGAUCGGGAAUUCAAUGCUCAACUCCGAAACCUCGAGAAUGGUAUUGAGGACGAGGAAGAAAAGGACGAAUCUCCUGGCGAGACUGAACAAGAAGAGAUUGAGCGUGCCAAAACCAUCAAAUUGGCCAAGAAGGAAAUUGGUAGCAAGAAGCUUCAGAAUCCAGUCAUGCAGGCCCGUCUGGCGUGUAAUUCUCCGCACAACUUUUACUGGCCAUGGGGCGACGACUCCUCUACGGUUGACGAAACGCUCGUCACAGCUUCUGGAAAGAUGUUGCUUCUUGAUCGUCUGGUACCUUGUCUCAUGAAGAAGGGCCACAAAAUUCUCAUAUUUUCCCAAUUCAAAACCCAGCUCGAUCUUAUACAGGACUGGGCUACUCAACUCCGCGGCUGGAACUGCUGUCGAAUCGACGGUGGCGUAAGCCAGGUUGAUCGUCGGGCUCAAAUCAAAGCUUUCAACUCCGAUAAAAACUUCAAAGUCUUCUUGUUAUCGACCCGUGCCGGUGGACAAGGUAUUAACCUGACUGCGGCCGAUACCGUCAUUCUCUUCGACUCUGACUGGAAUCCACAACAAGAUCUCCAAGCACAGGAUCGCGCACAUCGAAUCGGUCAAACACGCCCGGUCAUCGUCUACCGUCUCGCAACCAAGGGCACAGUUGAACAAACUCUACUCGAAAAAGCAGAUUCCAAACGCCGUCUUGAACGUCUCGUUAUUCAAAAGGGCAAAUUCAAAAGCUUGCUUGACAAUAACACCACUUCAAAUGACAUGGAGGAUAUCCGCAAGGCGUUGGGUGAAGAUGAAUUUGAGCAAUUUCAUAUUCAAUCUGAUGAUCCAGAGUCUAUUCUUUCGCAGCAUGAUCUUGAUAUCUUGACGGAUCGGAGUGAAGAGGCUUAUUUGCGUGCUGAGAAGGGUCUGGAGGAGAGUAAUGGACGGGCUUUCCAGGCUGUGGAGACGAAGGAGGAUAAGGGGAUCAUGGCUGAGUUGACUGUUCGAUAG
This is a messenger RNA of Talaromyces amestolkiae, 2685 nucleotides long. RefSeq lists its product as uncharacterized. The coding region runs from base 1 to 2685 and encodes 894 amino acids. Gene Ontology annotation, cellular component: pericentric heterochromatin; nucleus. The transcript has 3 exons. Lineage: Eukaryota; Fungi; Ascomycota; Eurotiomycetes; Eurotiales; Trichocomaceae. The record is from RefSeq and is a predicted model, not a curated record. Gene Ontology annotation, molecular function: ATP-dependent chromatin remodeler activity; chromatin binding; ATP binding. Gene Ontology annotation, biological process: pericentric heterochromatin formation; negative regulation of gene expression via chromosomal CpG island methylation; lymphocyte proliferation.